Dimorphilus gyrociliatus is the source of this 2527-nucleotide messenger RNA. The record is from the annotation of a GenBank genome assembly. Lineage: Eukaryota; Metazoa; Annelida; Polychaeta; Dinophilidae.
UAUGAAGACUAAAUGGAAUGUUUUGCCAAAUUCAGAAACUCACAUGGAAAAGCCAGUUACAAAUUUAGAAGAUCUAAGUAAAGAAGCUUUGAUCAAGCGUAUACGUAAGCUAGAAGCUCACGUCCAGCAGCUAAGAAAUGUACUAUCAAAACCGGAUAGAAAAUUAGCUAAAAAGUAUCGAAAAGGAAAGCCAUUCGAUUUCAAAAAGAUUAGAAAGAGAAAAAUUGCUCUGAAAAUAAUGUAUUUGGGAUGGGACUAUCACGGAUUUGCAUCCCAAGAAGAAAGCGGCAAUACUAUUGAAGGUCAUCUCUUUUCAGCAUUGACCAAAACGAAAUUAAUUGAAUCCAGAGAAACUUCAAAUUACCAUCGAUGUGGAAGAACGGAUAGAGGAGUAAGCGCUUUUGGCCAAGUAAUUAGUUUAGAGGUGAGAUCUAAUUUGAAGGGAGAAGAAACAGAAAUAAAAAUAGAAAAUGAGUUACCGUUUUGUAAAAUGUUAAAUGGCGUCCUACCGAAAGACAUAAGAGCAUUGGCUUGGUGUCCUGUUGAUGAAGAUUUUAGUGCAAGAUUUAAUUGUACAAAACGUACCUAUAAGUACUUUUUCCCGAAAGACAAUCUCUCUAUUGAGGCAAUAAGGGAAGCGUCAUCUCUUCUGAUAGGUGAACACGACUUUAGAAAUCUAUGUAAAAUGGAUAUAGCUAACAAUGUGACAAAUUACACAAGGCGUAUAACUUAUGUUGAUAUUAAAGUUUUAUACGAAAGAGAUGAAAAAUAUUCGGUUUGCGAGCUAACUGUGAUUGGAAAAGCUUUUUUAUGGCAUCAAAUACGUUGUAUUGUGUCUAUUUUAAUACUUAUUGGAUCUGGAAAGGAAAGCCCUAAGAUAAUAGAAGAAUUGUUGGAUGUUGAAAAGCACCCUUGUAAACCUCAGUAUAAUAUAGCAUCAGAGAUCCCUUUAGUGCUCUUUGACUGUGAAUUCGAGGAAGUUGAUUGGAAUUUUGAUGAAGAAAUCUUAAAAGGAAUAGUAGAAAUUUUAAAAGAAAAUUGGGCGAAAAGUGAAGUAAAAAAUACCAUGAUGAAAAAGAUGAUUGAAACGAUAGAGGAAGACUAUAUGAAGAAAACUAGGUCAAUUGAAAAAUCCAGAAAGCGUGAGAGAACGGAAGAUAUGUCCGAAAAGUCUUUCGGCUCCUUAAGUGAUUGGUUAGGUGGUCCAGCUAAAGGACAAAAUUAUAAACCUCUCUUUACUAGGCCUACUUGUGAAAAAUUUCUUAUUGGUAUAAAAGGAGGAAAAGUGGAGAGUCAAACUAUUCGCGAUAAUGGAGGAAAAUUUCUUAUUUCGUUGUUUCGCGGGAUCGAGUACGCUAAGUUGGAUAAAGCAAAUCCAAGAUGGUCAAACAGUUAUAUUAAUUAUAUUAUAAGGGCGGACGAAACUGGAAAAUUUCGUGCACCUUGCCCAAAUAGUGAAAAUCUCAAUUCGGAAGAGAGUUGCCUAUUUUUGGAUAUAUACGUUCCCUUAAAUAAAACCGUAUUAUAUAAUUACGAAAAUAUUCGAAAUAAGCUUCCCGUUCUUGUCGUCUUCUCCACAAAGAAAUUGAAUUGGAGAACAUGUGCAAAGUUAAGUAACAGUCUUAACAUCAUAAUUAUAGAAGUUCAAUAUAGAAAUGAUAUAUUAGGAUUUUUAAGCCAUAAUAUAGGCUUGGAGGAUCAAAAAACAGCAUUCAACUGGAUAACAGAUCAGCUAGACUUUUUUGGAGGUGACAAAAAGUCUAUAUCUUUAUAUGGUAGCGAAUUAAAUGCCGUAUGUGUAAGUCAUUUAUUGAACGGAGAAAACUCUCUGAGAGAAUCUAAAAUGUCUCAGAUACAUUCUGUUAUACUCAUUGGUGGAUCUUAUUUACACAAUUAUAAAUUAGCCUCGGAAAGAGAUCUCAUUUAUGACUUUAAAUGUUCAGGUUCAUCACUAUUAGAUUGCACAAGGAACUUGCCUUUAAAAACUUUAUUCUCAGUGUCUAAAAACUAUAAUUGGUAUCCUCCUACCUCUAAGGAAAUAACUAGAAGAAUUAAACCAAAAAUAUUCGUUCCAAUUAUGAUGGGAAUUGAAAAGUUAAGAAAAACUUUCAGUAUUCAACAAUCGGUUCAUUCUGAAUUUUUAUCCGAUAUCAAUAAUUUUAUAGCUCUAUUACGAUUGGAAUAUGGAGAUUGUAGAACAGAUAACAAGCAAGAAUUGAUCAAUGAUUUGUUUGUCAAUUCUCCGGUUAUACGAUAUAUGAAUGCUUUAUCAGCUAAUUUAAUCGAUAAUAAUAACAAUUAUUUGUAUCUUUUUAACAAUAUUGGAAACUACAGUAUUAGUGAUCUUAUAUUCACCGAUCUGGGGGGUCUUUCUGACUCGGAUUUGAAGUUAAAAGACUACUUUUUAAGCGCGUUUAAACUCUUCAUUAAAGAAAGAUACUAUAUAGAAAAGAAAGGCGUUAACGUACAUCGUGUUGAACAUACAGAUUAUGUAAUCUCUGUGGACUUGUUAUCUUGUAUAAACUAG